Closterium sp. NIES-67 is the source of this 953-nucleotide messenger RNA. The record is from the annotation of a GenBank genome assembly. NCBI's taxonomy places the organism in Eukaryota, Viridiplantae, Streptophyta, Zygnematophyceae, Desmidiales, Closteriaceae.
CCUUAUCAGUGCAGAAUCACCUCGCCCUCUCCCAUACUCCCCUGUCAGAUCGCCGUCGGGUAGCUCCUAUAUCCUCCCCUUUCCAUACAAAUUGCACGUUGCUCUGUUUGGGCUGCUGGUUGCUCGGCGCUGAUCGUAUCGUGCUCCGUGCGCCAUGGACUGCCUUUUCGGUCUGGUAGGCGACGGUUUCGCGCUAGUCGUGGCGGACACGUCAGCGAACCAGUCGAUCGUGAUUAAGAAAACGGACGAGGAUAAGAUCAUGAUUCUUGAUGAGACCAAGUUACUCGCGACGUCAGGCGAGGCAGGCGAUAGGGUGCAAUUCUCGGAGCUGAUUCAGAAGAACGUCCACCUGUACGCCUUCCGCAACAGCAUCUCCCUCUCCACCGCAGCUGCUGCCAACUUCACCCGCCUCGAGCUCGCCACUGCUCUGCGCUCUCGGGGCUCGUACCAAACGAACAUGCUGCUAGCGGGGUUUGACAAGGAUGUGGGCCCAUCGCUCUACUACCUGGACUACCUCGCCACGCUGCACAAAGUCAAGCACACCGCCAUCGGCUACUGUGCGUACUUUGUGCUCUCCAUCUUUGACAAGUACUACAAGGACAACAUGUCGCUGGACGAGGCCCUCGAGGUGCUGGACCGCUGCAUUGCCGAGGUGCGCUCGCGCCUCCUUGUGUCGCCGCCCAACUUCCUCAUCAAGAUUGUCGACAAGGAUGGAGCCCGGGAGCUGCUCUGGAGGAGAACUGUUCCGCCUCCCCCUGGGCCUGAGACGGCGGCAGCUGGUGCACCUGUUGAAGUUAGUGCACAAUGAAGUCAUGCCCUGCUUAAUCCUGACUCUCCCCCCCCCCGCCCCCCCCCACUGUGACAUAUACUUCAUUGUAAAGAUUUUUAAGACUGGUUUGGAGGUGGCCUGUUAAAUCCUGUGGCUAAAAUAGCAAUCAAGAUUUCUAUUUGAU